UGAGCGGUAUCCCGUAUCCCAUUAUUCCCUCAAGAAGUUUUGCAGUUUUGUCCAGAUUUAUCCGAUUUACCAUUUUUAAUUUUUCCACGUGUUUCUUGCAAUGUCUGGAAAUUAUAGCAGAUUUGUAGAACUUGGGAGAAAGAUUGUGGCCGUGGGAAGGAAUUACAGGGAUCAUGCAGCCGAGUUGGGAAAUGCCAUUCCUGAUAAGCCUCUAAUUUUUAUGAAACCAGCCACUGCUUAUAUUACGGAAGGGUCGCCGAUUAAGAUUCCUAAAGGAUGCACCAGCCUCCAUCAUGAAAUUGAGCUUGGAAUUGUAAUUGGGAAGAAGGCGACCGAUAUUACUGAAGCAAAUGCCAUGGACUACGUCGCAGGUUACGUGCUAGCUCUUGACAUGACUGCGAGAGACCUCCAGAAUAUCGCCAAACAGAAAGGCCAUCCUUGGGAGAUGGCGAAAAGCUUCGACACAUCCUGUCCUGUGAGUGCUUUUAUCCCGAAAUCAUCAAUCCCAGAUCCGCACAAUGUGAAUGUGUGGUGCAAAGUUAACGGCAACAUGAAACAGGAUGGGAAUACGAAGGACAUGAUAUUCACUGUGCCAUACUUGCUCUCGUACAUCUCCCAAUUUUUCACUCUCGAACCAAACGACAUCGUCCUAACGGGAACUCCGGCUGGCGUAAGUGCCGUCAAAUCUGGCGACGUCAUUCAAGGCGGACUUGACCAGUUAAUCAAAAUUGAGUUUAGGGUGGAAAGUAGCAACUGAUUGGUACAAGGCUUUAUGGUGGGUUACCUAAGGGAACUUACCGUACCUGCCGGAUUAAUUAUGUCCACUUCUUUAUGCUUUACUUAGAAAAUCUAAAUGGUUGUGACGUGACCAAUUUUAAUCUACUAUAAUUAUCUGUAUGAUCAGAAAAUCUUAUCUUGCUUAAUGGGUGCUAUUUGACUAGAAUUAGUAAGAACUGUUCCGAGUACUCUUUAAAGAAUGGAGUGAUUAAAUAAAGUCUAUAUAUUUCAUCUA
Messenger RNA from Folsomia candida, 1012 nucleotides. Its product is annotated as acylpyruvase FAHD1, mitochondrial. The transcript is spliced from 4 exons. The record is from RefSeq and is a predicted model, not a curated record. Bases 101 to 757 code for a protein of 218 amino acids. Gene Ontology annotation, cellular component: mitochondrion. Gene Ontology annotation, molecular function: acetylpyruvate hydrolase activity. Lineage: Eukaryota; Metazoa; Arthropoda; Collembola; Entomobryomorpha; Isotomidae.